Molecule: messenger RNA, 177 nt
Organism: Sphenostylis stenocarpa
Lineage: Eukaryota; Viridiplantae; Streptophyta; Magnoliopsida; Fabales; Fabaceae
Source: the annotation of a GenBank genome assembly
GUGACAUUUGGAAAGAUGUUUGAAGGGGUCACUAUGUUACAUACCGAACCUCUUCUUGCUUAUUUGGUUAAGGUCAUGGUUGAUAAAGUUUGUAAUGGUAAUGUUAUUGUGUCUGUGACGAUAGAUGAGGGUUAUUACUGUAGCACAAACACUUCAAAAUUUUAUUGCCUGACCUAG